Messenger RNA from Caenorhabditis briggsae, 576 nucleotides. The record is from RefSeq and is a predicted model, not a curated record. Bases 1 to 576 code for a protein of 191 amino acids. Lineage: Eukaryota; Metazoa; Nematoda; Chromadorea; Rhabditida; Rhabditidae. The transcript has 4 exons.
AUGAAAUUAUUUUUCCUUCUCCCGCUGGUUCUUCUGAACCAGAUCGUCGCGGUAUCGAUCGAUUCCAACACGUUGUUCUUCCUCUCUGAUGACUCGAAGACUGUCAUGGGCUACGACGGAGCUCUUCUUUGUCCACAAUUCAAGAAUUUUUGCGCUUAUCUUGUUUAUAUUGAAAUUGACACUGCCGGAGACGAUAUGCUCAAACAAGUCCCUACGCAAUGCACGGACACAGGAGUUUUGCACCAUAAUGCGGCUGUGGUUUUUAAAGGCGGUGAUGGACCCGGGCAAAUUUACUACGAACCCGGAGUUCAAAUUUUCCACGAUUGCGUCCAGGGAGACAGGUUCAUCUGGCAGAUGACUCAUUCUUUCCCGCCAGUUGCAAUGCGGAAUCGGUGGGUCAUGAAGCAAUACGCGCUAAACUUGACCGUCACAAGUUAUCCCAAAUACCACAACGGUCCAAUCAAUAUCAGCUCAUUCCAAGGAGUCAGUAGAGCCACCCAUCCGAAUCUGUAUAGAGACGACAGUCGCCGUUUCACACGAGAGGAGUUGGUGGAUUACAGAGAUAGAUUCAGUUAA